Messenger RNA from Annulohypoxylon maeteangense, 602 nucleotides. RefSeq lists its product as uncharacterized. NCBI's taxonomy places the organism in Eukaryota, Fungi, Ascomycota, Sordariomycetes, Xylariales, Hypoxylaceae. Bases 122 to 460 code for a protein of 112 amino acids. The record is from RefSeq and is a predicted model, not a curated record. The transcript has 2 exons.
ACACGUUAACCACUGAGGCCUCGCUUUGUUCACAGCCUUCUCAUCAUCCGCUUCGCUUGCAUACGCUAUUUCACUAUCAUCUAUCUACGGCUCUAUCCGAACCGCCACUUAAAGCUAUAAAAUGGCAAUGGUUGUUUCAGAAUCAACAUCUAUCUCCACCUCGACAGAUCACGAUCAGCCGUUAACAGUAGCGCCUGGCUCAAGGUGUCUAGUCUGUUUGAACCUCAGCCAAAAUAUUGUGGACGAACCCAACCCAGUCUAUUACGAUGAAUAUAAGACAUCGGUCUGGGGUCCCGGGGGGUUCAGCCUAGUCAACAGAAACCAAAGACAUAGAAGCCCUUCACAAUGCCAAUGCAUUGAGAAGUCGAAGUCGUUAGGCUGCAACUUCUGUGGCUUUCUCAGCGGCAUCAUCGACACAUUCAUUCCUCAUCGAAAGGAUACCAUAGAAAUACAUACAUAAAGAUGUAUUACGUAUAUACCUGAAUCCGAGAAACUAUCACUGCGAUCAGUCAUUAGUGGUUAACUACGAUGAAAUCAUUCAAGUAUAUCGGCUCAAUGACCCGAUAUCAAGACAGCCGGGGCCAACGUAUAAAUAUAUCCCG